ACUCUAUCUGCAUUUACACAUCCUAACCUGUGGGUGGCAGCAGGGAGUUACAAUGUAUCUGCUCUACCAACAUUUAGUCCAAGAAGAAGAAGCUGAAAUCAGUAUCGGCAAUGUUAGGCAACACAGCUGAAGUGCGGCAUUUUGGGAUGUAGCGGAGGAUGCAGAGCUGCAUUGGAUGCGACCACUUGACUGUAAUUUCUCGUCCUGGGCAGCUGAGCCAGGCGGUCCUGAAUGGCGUGCCCGGUUCAGUUUGUCUGCCGGGCGACCCGCACCGUUGGGCUGGUCCUCCUUUACUAUGUUUUCUCUAUUGGCAUCACGUUCUAUAACAAAUGGCUGAUGAAGGGUUUCCAUUAUCCGAUCUUCAUGACGCUGGUCCAUCUGGUCGUCAUCUUCUGUCUGUCGGCGCUGACGCGGCGCAUCUUGCAGUUAUGGACCGGGAAACCCCGCGUUGUUCUGAAAUGGGCGGUUUACUUCAGAAAAGUGGCUCCCACAGCCAUGGCGACAGCGCUGGAUAUCGGACUUUCCAACUGGAGCUUCCUCUUCAUCACCAUCAGCUUAUACACCAUGACCAAGUCUUCUGCGGUGCUCUUCAUCCUCUUCUUCUCCCUCAUCUUUAAGCUUGAGGAGCCGAACCCCUUCCUGAUCCUGGUGGUUCUGCUCAUCUCCUGCGGGCUCUUUAUGUUUACGUUCCACUCGACCCAGUUCAACAUGGAGGGCUUCAUCAUGGUGCUGCUGGCAGCCUUCAUCGGAGGAAUCCGCUGGACCCUCACACAGCUCCUCAUGCAGAAAGCCGAGCUGGGCCUCCAGAACCCAAUCGAUGCCAUGUACCACUUACAGCCUCUGAUGUUUCUGGGUCUGUUUCCUCUCUUUCUGUAUAACGAAGCUCUGAACCUCAGCAUGUCGGAGAAGUUAUUCCGAGUGACUGAGCUCCGUCCUCUCCUGUACUCCCUCUUCACGCUGACCAUCGGUGGCUUGCUGGCUUUUGGUUUGGGAUUCUCAGAGUUCCUGCUCGUCUCCAAAACCUCCAGCCUCACUUUGUCCAUAUCAGGAAUCUUUAAGGAGGUGUGCACGCUGCUUUUAGCUGCAUCCCUGAUGGGAGACGAACUGAGCAUGCUCAACUGGCUGGGAUUCGCCGUGUGUCUUUGUGGCAUUUCAUUACACGUGGGACUAAAAACAUAUUACUCCAAAAAUAAGCUGCCAUCUCUGCAGCAGCACAACAGGAGCUCUGAGCUGGCACUGCCGCUGUUACGACAGGACAGCGAUCAGUGGGAAGACUCCACCGCUGACGAGGACAAAGAGCAGGAAAUGAUGCUAAACUGACGUCGCAGCACACAAACUCAGACAGACUCCUGAACGCUUCAGAUUCCACAAGACGUCAGGAAACUGUUUCCUUCACUGACCUGCCUCUCAGGGAUCUCCUCCUCAGCUCUACAUCCACUGUGGACUACAAGGGGAGCAUAUGUAGCACAAACUAUGAGUGUCUUACAGUUGGAAUUUCUGAAGCUAUUUUAAUCUAAAAACUGUCCCAGGACGGGGAAAUACCCAGUUCUAAGAAAUUGUAGAAAAAUUAAACAAAACUUAAGUUAUUCUCUUUGAAAUAAAUUAAUUUUGCAGCUGGAUUUGCAACCCUUUUUUAGGUUUGAUAAUUAUUGAUAUUUAAUUUUGUGAAAUAGUUGAGCUGCAACACCAUCGAUAAAUCUGGAAAUAUAUUUGACAAACUUUGGGGAACUUUCCUGGCUCAUUGUGACUCCGUUUGAACACACAUCUCCAAACUAAGAUGUUAACUGUUUGAUGAUCUGAUGUGUGAAAUGUUUGUUAGUUUUGUGUAGAGCAUUAACAUUCCUUCAGUGUGUAACUGCAGAGUUGAAAACUGAAAAACCUUAAAUGUUGUCUAGUCUCCUUGUUUUCAUUUGAAGACCUUUAAGUGCCUUUUUUCCACUAUCUCAACAAUUUCUAAAGACUUUUCAGAGGACAUGAAAGGUUUUCUAAAGUUAAUUACUAAGAUGAAAUAAUUUCAAGUUCAAUCAUGAUUUUGUUUUUUUUUAAUGAUGUAAAACAUUGAGAAAUAAAGAGAUGAAAAGCUGAA
Oryzias melastigma (Indian medaka) is the source of this 2086-nucleotide messenger RNA. It is a transcript of the gene slc35h1, whose product is annotated as solute carrier family 35 member C2. Gene Ontology annotation, molecular function: antiporter activity. Gene Ontology annotation, cellular component: cis-Golgi network; endoplasmic reticulum-Golgi intermediate compartment; Golgi apparatus. Gene Ontology annotation, biological process: UDP-glucose transmembrane transport. The transcript has 10 exons. The record is from RefSeq and is a predicted model, not a curated record. The coding region runs from base 232 to 1320 and encodes 362 amino acids. NCBI's taxonomy places the organism in Eukaryota, Metazoa, Chordata, Actinopteri, Beloniformes, Adrianichthyidae.